AUAUAUUAUGUGUUGGUUAUUAUCGUUCAUGUUAAAAUGUUUAUAUUAUGAAAAACGUAACCAAUUAAUUGCAUAGUAUGCAAGGUGCUGUAACGUGCUUAAACUGUUAUAUAAGCCAUUUUAAAUUAUUCGGCGGGCUUUUUUUUUUUUACUUAAAUACUUAUGAUAUCCAGAUAUUAAAUAUAAUAAGCGGUGACGAAGGCAAGCAAGUAACGUUAAAAUUCGGUAUUUAUUUUAGCACGUGAUAUAUUAAGUUUUUAACCGCUUAGAAACACCGAGAUUUUUCGCUGUUAGUGCGUUUAGUUAGCAUGAGCGGAAGUGCAAACGUAAAAACCCGCGAAUGUGAGUUUAUUUUUAUAGAGUGAAAGACGCACAAUGGUGGAGGUGGCAUCAGACUUAAACUUUGUUAAGGUAUGUCUUGACAAAUAAUGAGUGCUCAAUUGGAGCUUUUUACAAUGUUCCAAUCAGAACGGAGGCAACGUUUAUCUCAUAAUGUAGUUUGUCACUGUAUAAGCCUUGAAUCGUAGCACUAUGUAUACGUUAUAUAAAUAAUAUUUUCUUGUCCCUUGAAUAAGUUGAUAGAUUCAUUGGAGAAUGAAAGGCAGGUUAGUGGUGGGAUUGAAAUCACUCACAGUGAAAUACAUGUGGAUGAGAUUCAAACUUCUCAGUUUGGUUGUUCUUGUGAUGAUUUGGAAUCCAGUCAGUCAGAGAGUGACAGUGAUGAUAACUUUGAUUGUGGGCAGAACGAUUACCAGGACACCCUCCAGGCAAGUUUGAGAAAUUGGGCUGUUCAGUUCAGUAUCCCUUUAAUUGCCUUAUCUGCAUUACUAACUAUACUCAGAAUUAAUCAUGCUUUUUUGCCAAAAGAUGCAAGGUCCUUACUGAAAACUAAGACUGCUUACACAGUUGAAAUGCUUGGUGGUGGUUCAUUUCAUUACUUUGGCAUUAAACAUUCUCUGAGAGCUUUCUUUGAAAAGGUAUGGUCAACUGUUCCAAGUGGACACACUUUUAAUUUGCAACUUAAUUUUGAUGGGCUUCCUAUUUUUAAGAGUUCUUCACUUCAGUUUUGGCCAGUUCUUGGAAUUGUUAAGAAUUAUACUGUAUCAAGAUUCCAGUUUUGAUUGCAUUGUUCUGUGGAUGUUCAAAACCAAACUCACUUUCUGAAUACUUGAGUGCUCUAGUUAAUGAGUUAAAAACAAUUGGAAAAGGAUUUCCUGUGAAAGGAAAAACAUUUUUCAUCACUUUAUCUUCAGUUGUUUGCGAUGCACCUGCUAGAGCCUUUAUUAAGGGCAUAAAAUCACACACUGGAUAUCACAGUUGUGAUAAGUGUGUACAAAAAGGAGUAUAUGUAAACCACCGUAUGACAUUUCCAGAAACCACUGCAAGUCUUCGAACAGGUGAAUCAUUUAAAACAUUAGAUGAUGAUGCACACCAUGUAGAAUCUUCACCUCUCUCAGAAAUCAUAGAUAUGAUUAAGGGAUUCCCGCAUGAUUACAUGCACCUUGUAUGCUUAGGAGUAAUGAGACGUCUCUUGGAUUUGUGGAUAGGAAGCAAUGGCCCACUACAGUGCCGUGUUUCAGCCAGUCAAGUGUCGUUAAUUUCUGAUAGGAAUGAAACCACGUAACACUACCAACUUAACGAGUUUGCAAGGAAGCCCCGUUCACUUUUUGAAAGACUACGGUGGAAAGCAACUGAGUUGAGACAAUUCUUAUUGUACACGGGUCCAGUUGUUUUGAGAGAGAUAUUUCACUCUGAGGUGUAUCAAAAUUUCAUGCUGCUCUCUGUGGGUAUAUACAUUUUAGCAAGUCCUGAGUACUGUUCAACUAUGAAUGAUUUUGCUAACUCUUUGCUAGUGGCAUUUGUCAAGCAUUUUAGUGAGUUAUAUGGUCCUGAGUUUGUCAGCUAUAAUGUACAUGGGCUAACUCAUUUAAGUCAAGAUGUUAAAGUCCAUGGUAGUUUGGAUGUUAUAUCAGGUUUUCCAUUUGAAAAUUAUCUAAGAAAGCUAAAGAAAAUGGUUAGACGACCUCACUGUCCUUUAACACAGGUUAUACGUAGGAUUUCAGAGCUUGACUUCUUGCAUUUAAAUUCUGAUUUUAGCAUACACCCUCAAAAGAGGUUUAAAAUGCAACAUUCAGAUGGUCCAGUUCCAUUACACUUUGAGGUAGUACUCCAGUUUAAAGAGGUGGAGUUUAAUGGAUUUGUCAUCAAAGUUUCUACAGGGGAUUCCUGUAUUAAAAUUGAUAAUAAAAUUGUCAUAGUUCAAAAUAUAAUUGUGCAUGAAGACAGGGAAUAUGUUGUCUGUCAGGAAUACCAACACAAGGCCAUAUUUUUUGAAUAUCCAAUUGAUUCUUCAUACCUGGGGAUUUUUGUUGUGUCCAAGCUUUCCUCAAAUCUUCAGUGUUUACCUAUUGGUUCUGGCAUGCUGAAAUAUGUCCGUUUGCCACUAGAUGACAAAUAUCUUGUAAUCCCCCUACUUCAUAUACAGUAAAUACAGAUUAAUUGGUACAGUAUUUUUUUUUGUUUGUUUCUUCCUUCCUGUUGUGUUACAGAGUUCAUAAGUGCUUUUUCUAAUUAGUUUUUUAAACUCUCAUCACCCCACCACUUGCAUUCUUUAUAUUCUGGACUGAUUUAUGGUGGUGUGUGAAGUUGCUAGGUAAGCAAAUUUGAUUAUUUCAACUGUACAAAUGAAAUCAUGUUUAACUAAUAUAAUUUACUGUAUACAGUAUAUUAAUCAUAUGUAUUAUUAUUGUUACUUAUAUUUGAUUAGUAAUUGUAAGCAUGCAUGCAUGUUGUAAGUGCAUUUAUCAAGGACUUUUAUAAAUGUUUUAAAAAAAUCUUUGUUUUUAGUAAUUUUUGUAGGCUAUGUAUCACAUUGUGAAUUUUUCGGAAUGCAAUGAAGUUGAGUUGGUGCCAUCCAAUUGGGUAUCCAAUGGAGUGUGUGCUUGGCCACCAUAUAAAACUGGAGAUAUCCAUAAGGCUAUAAUAAAUAAAGAGCAGCCAAAAGAAAACUGAAAAUCAUUUAAGGUUGAAGUUAUGUACACGACAGAUAAUUACAGAACUGCAAGACUGAAGCUUCCAGUUGCCGAAAGACACUCAGAUUUGCAGACAGCAGAAGAUGAAGAAGAUGAUGAAAUUCCAAAAAGGACAAAAAGAAGGAAAAUAGCAAACACAAGAUUUGAUAGUGAUAGCUACGGUGAUGUCUGUAGCAAACCCAAAAGCCAUCUACCUCCACCACCCAAGAUAACCCCUCCUCAAAAAUUUUCAAAAUCAACCACCAAGAUAUCUGCUGACCUUGGAGAACUUGGACGAAAUGCAAAAUCAAUGUGCAGGAUGCAUCAACCUGACAGUGUUCAGCUACAUUCUGAAUGUAGGUACACUGAAUGUGGAAGAUGCACUCAAGAAAUGAAAAGCCUGAGAAAUGAUUACAAAAAUCAAAGUACAUCUACAGUGGAAGAGCACCUAACCCCAGAGUGUGUGGAAAUUGCAAAUACUGCAUUUAGACACUGGUCUACCUCACAACAAAAUGAUGGACCAAAUCAAGACAUUUAUGGCCCCAUUCUUCGAAACAUUCAGGUUAAGCAGGAAAUGAUGAUGGAGCAAGUCAAAGUGAUUUUAAAAACCGUACAAGACCUACAUGAGAAAUGCUGUAGUGACAGUGGUUCAGAUCCAGUGCUGGAAAAAGACAUUCUUCCACUUCAAGAUCUCACAUCCAUGCAACAGCUUGAAAGUGACCUAGCGGUUGGUGGAGAUUUAAAAAAAAAACUAAUUACAUUGCUUGGGAUUCAAGGAGGCAUUGAUGUGAGAGACACGGUGUGGAGAAUCAUGAGGCAAACUUUCACCAAUUCAUUGGCCAAACAACUUAACUGGAGGGGAAUAAAUGGAAAAACAUGUUUUCAUAGCCUUCACAUUAAGGAUAUUGUGAUUGAUGCAGUACGAAGAAACUCUGUAACAUCAAGAGCCACAACUCAGGAAAUAGAAAUGUGGAUUAAGAGACGGCUUCAUCUGGCUGCAGAUAGGGAUGGAGGGAGACGAGCAAGAAUGGAGCGUCAGAGAAAGAACAGCUAUCAAGAAUCAGGUGAAAUGCAUGUUCUUUCAAGUCAUCAUUAAGACCAGCCUUCUAAACCUUUGCUGAGGACAAGCUGGACAAAUGUGAUACCUUGAUCUGCCACAACCUUCCCAAAGAGAUUAGUGCUCAUUCAAUGCUUUCUGAGUUCUAACAUCAGGCACCAUCUGGAACUGUGUGUAAUAGUGGGUAUCCAAUCACGGACUUUAUAAAAUUAAUGUUUGUACAUUUUGUUGACUGAAAUUUUUACCAUCACUGUUUGAUACAUUCUUGUUUUGUGCUUGUUUUAAAGAUUUACAUUUAGGAAACCUUUCCCUGUUUGUUUAUUUAAAUAAUUCAUUGUGCAAGACAACAGUUAAAAUUAAGUUCAAUAUGUAAAGUAAAAAUCUAUUUUAUAAUAUGUGUAUCUCACCUAUGUGAUGUUUUUUAGGCACAUACAGGCUUAUUUGUUAUUUUUCCAUGUGUAUGCUCACAUGAUUCAUAAGAAAAUGGUAAUGUAAAACUGUAUAAAUUGUAAAUGUAUUAUAGACUAUUUUGUCAUGGUGGUUUAUUUAUUUGGAUAUGUCAGAAACGCAAGGAACUUUGUUUUGUUCGUUUUCUAUAUAAAUAAAACAUUUAC
Molecule: messenger RNA, 4682 nt
Organism: Erpetoichthys calabaricus (reedfish)
Lineage: Eukaryota; Metazoa; Chordata; Cladistia; Polypteriformes; Polypteridae
Exons: 7
Coding region: 3034-4107 (357 amino acids)
Source: RefSeq, a predicted model, not a curated record